UUGUAUUUUGGUGGUACAGAACGGCCAGCGCACCACGGUUGCGACGAAUCGCUACAAGCAGUGUAUCAGUGUAAUAAUGAAUUCGGAUGAAGGCCCUCCUGCGCUUUCAUCAGAAGUGGGAUCGAACGGAAUGCAAAAUGAAGAAAAAUUGUCGGAUACGUCACACGCUGAAAAACUAUUGAGUAACAUGGAAAGGUUGCUUUCUCGGGUUUUGGCUAUUCCACAAACGCCAACCGUGAGUACUAAUCGUUCACCACUUUUAAAGUUUGAUCCGGAUGAUUCUGAGUCAGAUAUUGAUGACUGGUGUAAAGUAACGGAGAUCAUUGUGACAAAUAAAGGCUUGGAAGGGGUUGACCUAUUAAUAGCCUUAACAGGAGCGCUAAAAGGUCGUGCUGGUGCAUGCAUAGCUAAGCUAAAUUUGGAAGAAAUCACUUGGAGUUCAGUCAAAGAGAUUUUAAUAGCGAGAUUUUCAAAACCCAAACUUAUCCAAGACUAUUUCGACGAUGUGUUGCGAUUUAAAAUAAGCGCUAAUGAGACAGCGUCCGAAUCAGCUCUACGUUUAUGGAAUCUUAUCGAAAAGAUACCUAAUACUAAGAUGUCUGAAGAAGUAAUAACUGGAUUUGUAAUUUCGGUACUGUGUCAAAAAGAUAACAUGAUACGUCGUGAACUAAAUGCACAGACAAUCACGAGCCGUGCCCUAUUAUUCCGCAUCCUUGGUGGAAUAUCACUGAAGAGACGCUUGGAUGCCGAAGCUCAAGAACCUGAAGCCAAGCGAGUUCGAUUGGUUGAGAAGUUCUCUGGCAAGUGUCAUUACUGCGGAUUGAAUGGACAUCGUAUAGCAGAGUGUCGAAAACGACGCAAUGAUAGGGAAACGAAAACUCAAGAGCCUUCAAGUUCAUCACGUUUAGUGGAAAAGAAGCCAGCUGUUACUUGCUACGCCUGUGGACAGCCUGGCCAUGUGGCGACGGCCUGUCUGAAUAAGAAGAAUAGUAGUGCAGCCACAGUCAAGGAAGUCCAACAAUGCGAGCACAGGCCCUCCAGAGGUACCCUAAGGACGUCAUCGGGUGAGACCGUCUCCUUUCUAUUUGAUAGUGGUUCAUCUUGUUCUUUGUUAAAAUAUUGUUUCGUUGAAAGGCUUCUGGGUACUGAGCUUAAAAGUCUUGUUUAUCUUAGUGGCAUAGGCGGUGAUGAUAUCCAAUGCACCACCCAGGUCCAAAGCUGUGUGACAAUCGAUGAAAUUACAGUUAGCUUACUUUUUCAUGUGGUCCCUGAUACUCAUAUUUCCGAUCCAAUUAUAAUUGGAAGGGAUAUUUUUGACCAAGGGUUGUGCGUUAGGAUUGACCAUGAUAAUCUUAUUUUCUUUUCAAUAAAAAAGUAACUAUUGUGACCUAAAGUCGAAUAAGUUGGACGUUAUGAAAAUUGACACGGAUUUACAAGGAAAUGAUAAAAAAUCGCUUAUGUUGUUACUAAACAAAUAUUCCGACUAUUUCGCUGUCGGUAUUCCCUCUCGCCGGGUUUUAACAGGAGAAUGUGAGAUUAAUCUAAUAGACCCAACUAAAAUUGUACAGCGGUGUCCAUAUAGAUUAGCCCCCGCUGAAAAGUUGAUAGUUAGAGAAAAGAUCCAAGAAUUACUCGAUGCUAGGGUGAUUCGCGAAAGUACCUCCCCCUUUGCUAGCCCAAUAUUA
This is a messenger RNA of Manduca sexta (tobacco hornworm), 1685 nucleotides long. RefSeq names its product activity-regulated cytoskeleton associated protein 1-like. Bases 77 to 1378 code for a protein of 433 amino acids. The transcript is spliced from 2 exons. The record is from RefSeq and is a predicted model, not a curated record. Gene Ontology annotation, biological process: proteolysis. NCBI's taxonomy places the organism in Eukaryota, Metazoa, Arthropoda, Insecta, Lepidoptera, Sphingidae. Gene Ontology annotation, molecular function: nucleic acid binding; zinc ion binding; aspartic-type endopeptidase activity.